This is a messenger RNA of Dicentrarchus labrax (European seabass), 516 nucleotides long. It is a transcript of the gene ndufa6, whose product is annotated as NADH:ubiquinone oxidoreductase subunit A6. The transcript has 3 exons. The record is from RefSeq and is a predicted model, not a curated record. Lineage: Eukaryota; Metazoa; Chordata; Actinopteri; Moronidae. The annotation marks the transcript as partial. Gene Ontology annotation, biological process: response to oxidative stress.
CACCAUCGAGUAGCUGCAACCGGAAACCAAAUUACGGCAGCAGUCAUGGCGGCGACCCGAGCUGUAGCUGGUGCUGCUAAAGUUGUCAAACCGAUUUUCAGCCGGGACCUGGACGAAGCUAAGCGCAGGGUCCGGGAGCUGUACCGAGCCUGGUACCGAGAGGUCCCCAACUCAGUGGAACUGUUUCAGCUGGACAUCACAACGCGUCAGGGAAGAGACAAAGUGAGGGAGAUGUUCGACAAGAACAAGCAUGUCACCGACCCCCGUGUGAUUGAUAUGUUAGUCAUUAAGGGGAAAAUGGAACUUGAGGAAACCAUCCACGUCUGGAAGCAGAAGACCCACGUUAUGCGCUAUUUCCACGAGACCGAAGAACCUCGUCCCACUGACUUCCUGUCCAAAUUCUACCGGGGUCAUGACCCAUGAACUGUGUAGCUCUCUGCUGACCUCUGACCUCCCCUUGCUUGUGUCCAGUGUGACAGAUGUUCCCCUUUAUUGUAAAUACACACUUAACACUCA